CCCGUACCGGCCCAGCGCUCGUGGGAAAGGAGACAUCUUGGCAGCGACGCAGAUCGAGCCGCGCUUGCCUGGUCGCGUGAAUCCCCUCGAGCUCGAGCGCCGCCGCCUGCGGGAGCCAUGGCGCGGUCCCCAGCCGCCUCCUCCUCCUCGUCCUACACGGACAGCACGGGAUCGUCCUCCGACUCGGGCUCCACCUCCUCGGGGAGCGACCGCCGCCGCCGCCACCACCACCGCCACCGGAGCAGCAGCAGCCGCCGCAAGGAGGGCGCGGCGUCCUCGUCCUCGUCCGCGCUGAAGGCGCGCAAGGACCGGAGGUCUCGUCACAAGCGCCGCCGACGCGAGCGGGAGCACUCGCGCCGGCGGUCCCCGUCCGACGACGACAGCUACAGCAGCACAAGCUCUUAUGACAGCGACCGUGAGGUGUCUGGCAGAUCUCGGAAGCAUAAGAAGAGCAGCAGAUCAAGAAAGUCUAGGGAGAGGGAGCGAAGCAAAGAUAGGCAUCAUAAACGAGACAAGAGUAAACACAAAGAGAAGAAAGAGAGUGAGCAUGCUGAUGGCCCUGUCCAGCUUUCCAAGUUUCUUGGACGCGACAAAGAAAAGGAAGAAGGUCCUCAAAGGAGUGCAAUCUCUGGUAAAAAGAUAAUGAUGAAGCUUGAGAAGACAAAGGAAGAUAAGGCAGCUGAGAGCAAGCGAAACGAACUGUUGAAGUUCCUGAAUGCCAGUUAUGAUUGAUAUGUUGGAAUUGCUGACGCUGAAGGUGCAGAAUGCCCUUUUGAUUGUCUUCGCACUGGUGCUUCUGGUGAUACUUAUAAGUGUUUUGUUUUUUUGUCUAUAACUUGGCCACCAAAGUUUUUUUAUGCUUAACUAGCAACCGAGUGAAGGUCUACUGUAAUUGAUUUGAAUUUGAUGUUGCCAGUCGUGAAUUUUCAUCUUUUAAACUUGUUCUUGUGAUUGCUCUGGGGAUUCAGUGUUCUUAUGGCAGCUUACUUCA
Messenger RNA from Sorghum bicolor (sorghum), 991 nucleotides. Its product is annotated as splicing regulatory glutamine/lysine-rich protein 1. Lineage: Eukaryota; Viridiplantae; Streptophyta; Magnoliopsida; Poales; Poaceae. The transcript has 6 exons. The record is from RefSeq and is a predicted model, not a curated record. The coding region runs from base 118 to 732 and encodes 204 amino acids.